Messenger RNA from Pezoporus occidentalis (night parrot), 6203 nucleotides. RefSeq names its product general transcription factor IIIC subunit 4 (gene GTF3C4). Gene Ontology annotation, molecular function: protein binding; histone acetyltransferase activity. The record is from RefSeq and is a predicted model, not a curated record. Gene Ontology annotation, cellular component: transcription factor TFIIIC complex. Bases 20 to 2461 code for a protein of 813 amino acids. Gene Ontology annotation, biological process: transcription initiation at RNA polymerase III promoter. The transcript is spliced from 5 exons. NCBI's taxonomy places the organism in Eukaryota, Metazoa, Chordata, Aves, Psittaciformes, Psittacidae.
CCCGAGCGGCGGCGGUAAGAUGGCGGCGGCGGCGGAGCGUGGGGGCAGCCCCUCGCUGUCGGCCGGGGAGGAGGAGCCGCCGCUGGGGCUCGACUCGCUGGUCGAGGAGGCGGCGGCCGCAGCUCCGAGCGCCGGGUUCCGGCUGACGGCGGUGCGGCGGGAGCCCGCGGUGCGGCUGCAGCAUGGCGUCAGCGGGCUGGAGCCGCUGGCCUGGUCGGAGGACCACCGUGUGUCGGUGAGCACGGCCCGCAGCAUCGCCGUGCUGGAGCAGCUCAGCGACGUCCACAGCGGCGGGCAGGAGAUGGUCAUCCACCGCACGGCCGUGCCCGCGCCCUCCGCCGCCUGUCUGCUCAAGGUUGGUCCAAAGAAGGAGGUAGCCGAAUGCAAGGAAAAGUUUGCAAAUUCAGUGGAUCCAACUGUUAGUCAAACUUUUAUGCUGGAUCGAGUAUUCAAUCCCGAGGGGAAGUCUUUGCCACCCAUGCGAGGAUUCAAGUACUCCAGCUGGUCACCGCUGGGCUGUGACGCCAACGGGAGGUGCCUGCUUGCAGCUUUAACCAUGGACAAUCGACUGACCAUCCACGCAAACCUCAACAGGCUGCAGUGGGUGCAGCUGGUGGACCUGACGGAAAUCUAUGGGGAGCGUUUGUAUGAAGCAGCUUACAAACUUUCCAAGGCUGACACUCCCAGGGGGGAGUUAGGAGACUUCCCUGAAUUUCAGCGGCGGCACAGCAUGCAGACUCCAGUGCGCAUGGAGUGGUCGGGCAUCUGCACCACUCAGCAGGUCAAGCACAACAACGAAUGCCGGGAUGUCGGCAGUGUGCUCUUAGCAGUACUGUUUGAAAAUAGCAACAUUGCAGUUUGGCAAUUUCAGCUUCCAUUUCUGGGUAAGGAAUCAAUUACUUCUUGCAAUACGAUAGAGUCUGGAAUCUGUUCCCCAAGUGUGUUGUCUUGGUGGGAAUAUGAACAUAACAACCGAAAGAUGAGCGGACUUAUUGUAGGGAGUGCUUUUGGACCGGUUAAGAUCCUUCCUGUCAAUUUAAAAGCAGUCAAAGGCUACUUUACACUGAGACAACCCGUAGUCUUAUGGCAAGAAAUGGACCAGUUACCAGUGCAUAGUAUCAAAUGUAUUCCUCUCUACCACCCAUACCAGAAAUGUAGUUGUAGCUUAGUGGUGGCCGCAAGAGGAGCUUAUGUGUUUUGGUGUCUCCUGUUGAUAUCCAAAGCAGGUCUGAAUGUCCAUAAUUCCCAUGUGACAGGGCUUCAUUCUUUGCCAAUUGUGUCCAUGACUGCAGACAAACAGAAUGGCACAGUGUAUACGUGCUCCAGUGAUGGAAAGGUAAGGCAGCUCAUUCCUAUAUUCACAGAUGUUGCUUUAAAGUUUGAGCACCAGCUGAUUAAGCUCUCGGAAGUGUUUGGCUCUGUCAGGACUCAUGGAAUAGCUGUUAGCCCGUGUGGGGCAUACUUGGCAGUUAUUACAACAGAGGGCAUGACUAAUGGUCUGCACCCAGUUAACAAAAACUACCGAGUCCAGUUUGUCACCCUUAAGACUUUUGAGGAGGCAGCUGCACAGCUCUUGGAAUCUUCUGUUCAGAACCUUUUCCGGCAAGUGGACUUGACAGACCUUGUACGCUGGAAAAUCUUGAAGGAUAAGCAUAUUCCUCAAUUCUUACAGGAAGCACUGGAUAAAAAGAUUGAGAGCUGUGGUUCCACCUACUUCUGGCGGCUAAAGCUAUUUCUCCUAAGGAUUUUGUACCAGUCAAUGCAGAAAGCUCCCUCAGAGGUCAUGUGGAGACCUUCACACGAGGACACAAAAAUCUUGAUAUCUGAUUCCCCUGGGAUGGGCAGCACUGAGGAUGAUCAGGAGGAAGGAACUUCCAAACAAGCCAGCAGGCAGAGCCUGUGUGGCACUGGCAAAGGUAUGGACAUAGAUGACACUGCAGAUGAUUCUCUUCCUCAGUCAAGUGACAUAGGAGGCCGUGAGCCAAUGGAAGAAAAGCUUCUUGAAAUACAGGCACAGAUUGAGGCAGUAGAAAUGCACUUGACACGAGAACACAUGAAACGGGUGUUGGGAGAAGUGUAUCUACACACAUGGAUUACAGAAAACACCAGUAUUCCCACCAGAGGAGUCUGUGACUUCUUAAUGUCCGAUGCUGGCUAUGAUGACAGAACAGCACGAGUGCUGAUCGGCCAUAUCUUAAAGAAAAUGAACAAACAGACUUUUCCAGAGCACUGCAGCUUGUGUAAAGAGAUCCUGCCAUUCACCGAUCGCAAACAGGCAGUCUGCUCCAAUGGACAUAUUUGGCUCAGGUGCUUUCUAACUUACCAAUCCUGCCAGAGUUUGGUGUACAGGAGGUGUUUACUUCACGACAGCAUUGCACGGCAUCCAACCCCAGAAGAUCCUGAAUGGAUCAAGAGGUUACUGCAAGGACCUUGCACGUUCUGUGAUUCUCCUGUUUUCUAGAGAAAAGCUAUGUAAAGAUUGAAAGUACUUUCUCUACUGCAUAAGCUCCCUUCAGUCUCAAAGGAUAUAGAGCACAGGAAUCAGACUUUACUGGAGGGGAAGGACAUUGUCCAUAGCCUUGUAAAUAGAACAUCACUAGUUCUAGAAACUUCUUGAGUCCAGAGCCCAUUCCAUGCUCCAGAAACAGGAAUACAUCUGAAAGAGCAAGUUUAUGAAGUGGUUUGGAAAUGCACUCCCCCACUGAAGCGUCAGCAGUUGGACAUGCUUCCUUUUGCUGAAAAGGAACCGAAGUCAAGCACGCAGCAUGAACUGUCCUUUCUGCCUCACAACAGUGUGACUUCCCAAAAGCCAGGACGGGAACAGCGGAGCUGCCUCUAGAAUGCUCUUGGUGGGUAGAGAAGGCUUCAGCUUGUAGUGCUCUCACUUGCUUUUUAGCAAGGACUAGCUCUUGCUGCAGAAUAUUAAACUAUAAAAAUAAUUUGUGGUUCUAAUUUCUUGCAGAGUGAAGCGUAUGCCCGUUACAGCCAUAUGAAAUAAAUUGGCCGUUACAUUAGUUUUACUUACAGUCUACAAGAGUAACUGCCUCUUAACUGUUGUAACAGUAUCGCAGUCAGAAGGGUAAUAUUGACUGUCUGGGUCAAAUAUGGAUGAGCAAGAAUAAUUUUUAAACGUAAAAAUUAUUAAACUAAUAGCAAUUAGAUUAAACACUAAUAUAUAUAUAUACACACACAUUAUUUCUAAUGCUCCUACGUUUCUUGCCCCACUUUCUUUUCCUGAACUAAAUUCUAACUACUUCCUAGCUUUUUGCCAACAUAUAUGCCUUUUGUUUCACUUAACCCUCUACCAACAGGAAUGAUCUUUUCCAGUGUAACUCAGUUACUAAAACCAUUACCAAUUUAUCUUAUUUUUAGUUAAAUUGAGAGUCUCCCUCAUACAAUAAUCGAGUUUUAUGGAAGUAUGACACACAAGUAUUCACUCUCAGCUGACGGUCUCUCUUUUCCUAAUAAAGCAGUAGAAAUCCCACAAACCAACAAAACACCCCAAACCCAACCACCACCACUGUGGCUGACACAUAAUAGGUAAGGUUUCAAUGGGUGGUCAUGGAAUCUGUUGAAGCUAUUCUUGUAUAAUCCUGACCUUCUCAUCAAGAGAUUCAUAAAUACACCAGUGAUGUAGCAUGGCUGAGCCCAGAAACUUACUCUGCUUCCUAACUGUCCUAUCAGAAAAAAACCCCACAUCUUUAUAUCUCAUGCCUGUGGGGAGCAGGAGAAUAAUUUUCAACUUCCUAUGCAGCAUUAAGAGGAAGAAUACCUCAAAAACAUGUACAGUGAUUUGGUACAGUUUAUCUUGUUAACUCCAUGUUGUCAAAUAUUCCAAAGUUUAUGUAUUUACAUUCUUCAGAGUACCAGCCUGGACACUCGGAUGUGUUGUCCUGUCUGUGGUUCUCAUGACACUUCUAAUUGUGUGUGAAGUGCUCUGUAGCUAUUUGAGAAACCAAGGAACUGUGUGACAGUAUCAGACUCCAGCAGUGCAUGUGUGGAUCGGUACUUAAAUUUCCUUGAGUCAAUGACUAUGCAUAUCUUUUUAAUGUUCCUUCACCUUCAGUAGGAGCAAAUCUUUUUCAGCUAACAUUAACCCAGGUCCUUACUAUUCUGUGUUUCAUGCAUUAAGCAUGAUAGUGCUUUGACUGCAAAUAAUUAAUAUGGUAGCCUAGAACAGCAGAAGUACAUUUGUCUGUAAAAUAGCCUUGUUUGUAAAUAUCCUUGGAAGUGAUACCAGAACUGUAUUAAAGAAAUGUUUAGUUUUUUAUUGCUAUGCAUUGAAAAUUGAAAUUACUUCAGUGUGUCUGCAGAGAAGGAAAGUGUAGAUUGUGAUAGCACCUAGUAAAACAAAGAGUAACCUCGAUACCCAGCACGUGCGCAGUUUGGGGCCAGGUGCUGUACCUGGUGCAGCGUUUACCUCCUCCUUCCCAGCGCUGAUGGGGUUUGGGGGGAACAGAACAUCAGUUGCCACUAUAAGCUGAGCAGAGGGUUGAUUCACUGUGGUAGAGAAAACAUUUUAGAUGGAAGUGGCAUGUCCUUGUCCAGGCAGUCUUGGCCAGUUCAUUAGUAAGUGCUGUUCUCAGAAAUUCACCUGACUGUGGAAGACAUGAGAGAACUCUCCAGAACCUUGUACAUCAAAGACCGUUUCUUCAAUACUGGCUUAGAAACCAUAAUAAUAUUCUGAUCUGCUGAAGUGUUUAUGUCUGGCUGCCCAAUAGGUUCAGCAUGAUACUAUUAGGUUAAUUCCUGGUGGUUACUUAACAGCAGUUCUCUUGACUUUCCUGGACUGAGUUUUUGAUGCUUUAGACAUGUAGAAGCUCUAGUACAUGGAGCAUUAAUGUUGCAACUUUAAUGUUUAUUUUCCUUGUCUUUCAAGGCAGUAGAUACUCAGUAUACCAUUCCCAGUUUAUUUAACCUAGGAUUCUAUCAUUGCUGGAAGAAUGGAAUUUUAAAGCCAAUGACGUCAGCCUUGUCUGCAUGCCAGUGGAGAACCUUUAGCACAAAGCUUUCACUCCUCACCCUGACCCAUUCACCAGAGGUGAAUGAAAUGGGUCUCCGUGGAGGUACCUGCUACUUUACAUUUCUGCUGGGAAACACCAGGUUAGGAAGCUCCUUUUUGCCCCCCCUCGCCAUGUAAGUAAACAAGGAUAACUUGAGCUUGGCUGUAGUCAUCUGGAGCCCCGUCCCAUCUGCCAAAGGUGCAGGGAUCUUAACAAGAAGGAGCUGAGCCCUGAAAGUGUCAAUCAGAGGUAGUUUUUCACAGCCUGAAGAGGUUGGUAUGCGUAGCAAUGCUCACAGAGUUCAAAUUCACACUUACAGUGGAGGAGGGCCUUCUAGGCAUACUCUCACUUAAAUUUCUGUCUGUGCUAAUCUUUGGCUGUACUCAGUUCUCACUCAUACCUUACACUGGAGAUGUUCCCAGACACUUGGAGUCAGGUGGAAUAUUCUCUUUCUGUCACUAUUUUUUAAUGCUAACUCAGUCUUUAGCCCUUGAAGGACCUGGAGCUCUUGCUGCUCUGUCAUGACUCAGGUGGUGACCUCAGGAAUGUCACAGUGGCUGGUGGAUGAUUGCUGUCACUGUUGCAAUGCUGCCAGUAUAUGGGGCACUUGGUAGCAUUAACUAUGCUACACUGGGGGGCCGAAAGUGGAAUAAUUCCCUGUGCUGUCCUAGGCCAUGGCUGAAUCAACCCAAAUGCGAAUCCUUGGAGCACUUUAUCACAGGAGGAUUCAUGCGCUGCUGAGAGCCUGCGGCAGGAGUCACAGGACUGCACCAGCCCCACGGCGUUCUUACUGAACACGAAGGCAGGAGACCAGCCUUGCGAUGGAAACACCCAAGAGCCAUCCACAUGGAACUGUUCAGAGGAGAGCUUAAUUUCAUUACUCUGCUAAUCUAGUUGAUCUCUUCAUCCUACUUUAAUUCCAUUCUGGGGUGCGAGGGUUGUGGCUGCCAGACCAUGUGGUCACCAGGCUGACCAAAAUGCAAAGUUGAGUUUUAAUCCUCAGUUUCUGUAUUUUUCCUUUAAGAUUCAAGUUCACAGGAGGGUGUGACAAGGUUGCUGUGAAUAUCAAUGCUGUGUAUAUGGCACACUUUGUAAACGUGAAGCAAACCUGGAUGAAUGUUUUGUAUACCACCACAGUAGCACUGUAACCAUGCUCCUUUUUUUUUACUCUAAAUAAAUAAAUAAAGUACUUGUUUGUAA